Molecule: messenger RNA, 1074 nt
Organism: Penicillium brevicompactum
Lineage: Eukaryota; Fungi; Ascomycota; Eurotiomycetes; Eurotiales; Aspergillaceae
Product: L-asparaginase
Exons: 2
Coding region: 1-1074 (357 amino acids)
Molecular function (GO): asparaginase activity
Source: RefSeq, a predicted model, not a curated record
AUGUUCUUAUGUAAGCCCUCAGUUGGCUAUCUUACAUUGCUAUGCAUUUGGCUUCCCAUUGCUGGUGCCAACCGGUCUUGCGAAAAGGUUCAUGAAGGAUUGCCCAAUGUCACAAUUCUUGCCACGGGAGGCACGAUCGCCAGUAGAGCUUCGUCCAAUACCCAGACCACCAAUUACAAGGUUGGCGUCGGUAUUGAAGCGCUGCUCGACGCCGUGCCUGAGAUUUGCAACAUAUCGAAUGUCUCUGGAGUCCAGGUAUCCAAUGUCGAUAGUGCGUCAAUCAACGGUACAAUUCUGCUCGACUUGACAGCUCGACUGAAGGCCGAGCUGGCGAAUCCAUCUGUGCAUGGUGUCGUUGUGACUCACGGGACAGACACUUUGGAAGAGACUGCUUUCUUUCUUGAACUGGUACUGAAUUCAACAAAGCCAGUGGUAGUGACAGGUGCAAUGAGACCAUCUACAGCGCUGAGUGCGGAUGGUCCAUUGAAUCUAUACCAGGCCGUCAAGUUAGCCGCAUCCAAGACAGCCUUUGAUCGAGGGGUGAUGGUUGUAUUGAAUGAUCGAAUCGGUAGUGCCUACACGUCAACAAAGAACCAUGCCAACUCCCUCGAUACUUUCCACGCGAACGAGCAAGGCCAGCUUGGCUUUUUCAUCGAUCAGACCCCCAAAUUCUACUAUUCAUCAUCGAAACCUCGGAACAAGCCACACUUUGAUGUGUCUGGUCAAAAAGAACUCCCGCCUGUGGAUAUUCUUUAUGGACACCAGGAGUCAAACUCUCAUCUCAUUCGAGCGUCGAUCGAAUCCGGGGCAAAGGGAAUCAUAUUCGCAGGGGUGGGAGCGGGUGGCUGGAGUCUUGACGGGUUAAAAGACGCCCAGAGCUUGUACAAUCAAUCAGGGAUCCCCAUGGUUUUCAGUCGACGGACCAAUGACGGGUUUGCGGGAGGAGACAGCAUCUAUUCCUUCCAAAUGACGAGCGGAUUCUUAAACCCACAAAAGAGCCGAGUCAUGCUUCAGCUCGCACUCAAUGCUGGAUCCACGAAUGAUGAAAUCCGGAACAUUUUUAACGCCCAGUGA